Molecule: messenger RNA, 3215 nt
Organism: Hippocampus comes (tiger tail seahorse)
Lineage: Eukaryota; Metazoa; Chordata; Actinopteri; Syngnathiformes; Syngnathidae
Gene: casd1
Product: CAS1 domain sialic acid O acetyltransferase 1
Exons: 18
Coding region: 95-2470 (791 amino acids)
Cellular component (GO): Golgi membrane
Molecular function (GO): N-acetylneuraminate 9-O-acetyltransferase activity
Source: RefSeq, a predicted model, not a curated record
GUCAGGUAGGGAAGGGGGAGGAGAAGACGACGAGGAGGAGGUUCACAGACUCUCCCGUGGAGAGUUCACAGCUGCUUGUUGUCAUGGAGGAGCGAUGAUGGCGGUCCUGGGCCUGGGCAAGCGUGAAAUAAACCAACAUUUCACCAUUAGGAACGCCAAGUUGAUAUCGCUCGUGCUCGUUGUUUUACUCGUCAUAUUCCACACGGCCUCGCGCUAUUUUGGAGGCCGAGAUUCAUGCGAAUGGCUGCUGUCCAGCGGACGUUACUUGGGGGAGAAUGUUUGGCAGCCUUACGGCUGCAUGAUGCACAAGUACAAAAGCAUUGAAGCCAAAAGCUGCCUUUCGAAAAAGCGAGUGGCCUUUCUUGGAGAUUCCCGAAUCCGACAGCUGUUUUACUCCUUCAUCAAAAUUAUUGAGCCUGGCCGAAGAGAAGAUGGGAAGAAGCACGCGGACAUCGCCUUCCAAGAAAAGAGCUCCUCUCUUUAUGUGGACUUCCUAUGGCAUCCAGAGGCGAACAACUCGAUGACGGAGCGUUUGGUCUCAUGGACACGCGAAGGCUCAGCGAGGCCCGAUGUCGUCAUCCUCGGUGCCGCAACGUGGUCCAUCAAACUGCACGGUGGCAGCAGUGAGACUUUGAAGCAGUACCAAGUCAACGUGAGCGCCAUGGCCGUGUACCUGGAGAGGCUGGCCCAGCACGGAGAGGUCUACUGGGUCCUACAAGAACCAGUCAACGAGGAGCUGCUGAGAAAGGACCGGAAGGUGAUCACCAAUCACCAGUUGGAGCUCUACAACAAAGCGGCGGUGGACGCGCUUGAUGCCGCUAAGCGGAACAACAGGUCGUCGGUGAAGCGACUGGCCGCCUCACGCAAGGCGGCGCUGGAGACCAUCGGCCAAUCGGACGACGGGCUGCACAUACCCGAAGGUGCCAGAGAUAUUGGGGCCAUGGUGCUGAUGAACGCCUUGUGCAACAAGCUCCACAGACCCAUCGACGGCUCCUGCUGCCAGACGGUGCCGUCGCCCAACCUCCUGCAGAAACUGGCCGUGUGCUUCUUUGUGGCCUCGGCCCUCGUCCUCCUGGGCUUUUACGUCCUCGGCAACAACCGCCACCACCACCGGCCCGUGCCGCCGGACGUCGAGAGUCUGGAAGAAAAGAAGCCGGCGAGCGCCGCGGCCCCGCUGGGAGCCGCGGCGCUUUUCCAGGCCGUGUGCAAAAUGGGCAUCAUCAUGGCCUACUUUUAUCUUUGCGAUCGGGCCGACUUGUUCAUGAAGGAGCACAAGUUCUACACCCACUUGACCUUCUUCAUCCCCCUCAUCUACAUAUUUGUACUGGGGGUGUUCUACAGUGACAACAGCAAAGAGACCCGAUUACUGAAUCGAGAGCAAACCGAUGAGUGGAAGGGCUGGAUGCAGCUGGUCAUCCUGAUCUAUCACAUAUCUGGAGCCAGUGCGUUCAUUCCCGUGUACAUGCACGUGCGGGUGCUGGUGGCCGCGUACCUUUUCCAGACUGGCUAUGGGCACUUUUCUUUUUUUUGGCUCAAAGGAGAUUUUGGACUGUAUAGAGUGUGUCAGGUGCUUUUUCGUCUGAACUUCCUGGUGUUAGUCUUGUGUGUGGUGAUGGACAGGCCCUACCAGUUCUAUUACUUUGUCCCACUAGUCACCUUUUGGUUCGGCGUCAUCUAUGGCAUGAUGGUCAUGUGGCCUCAAAUCCUGCAGAAGAGGGCCAACGCCAGCGGCAUGUGGCAUCUCGGCGUCCUUGUCAAGCUUCUGGUCCUUCUGUUGUUCAUCUGCGCCUUGGCGUACUCACAGGAUUUCUUUCACGCCGUCUUCUCCUUUUGGCCCUUCUCCAAGCUCUUUGAAGUGAACGGAAGCGUCUACGAGUGGGGCUUCAGAUGGAAGCUGGACCGAUUUGCGGUGAUCCACGGCAUGCUGUUCGCCUUCGUCUACCUGGUGCUGCAGAAGCGGCAGGUGCUGUGCGAAGGCAAAGGAGAAGCUCUCUUCUCUGCCUGGAUCUCCAGCCCGCUCUUCUUCCUCGCCAUCGUCACCUUCGUCACAUAUUCCGUGUGGGCCAGCGGCUGCAAAAACAAAUCGGAGUGUAACGAGAUGCAUCCUUACAUCUCUGUCGUGCAGAUCUUGGCCUUCAUCUUAAUCCGGAACAUUCCCGGCUACGCCCGCUCCAUCUAUAGCUCCUUCUUCGCCUGGUUUGGAAAGAUCUCCUUGGAGCUGUUCAUCUGCCAGUAUCACAUCUGGCUGGCGGCGGACACCAAGGGCAUCUUGAUCCUGAUCCCCGGCAGCCCAUCGCUCAACAUCCUGGUCAGCACGUUCAUCUUCGUGUGCGUCGCCCACGAGAUUUCAGUCAUCACGAACGACCUGGCCCAGGUGGUCAUCCCCAAGGACACGGCGGCACUCCUUAAGAGGCUGGGGGGUUUCCUGGUCCUGGCAACGCUCACCCUUUUCAUUGCCCGAGACCGUUAAAGCAUGCCCGGGACCUGAGACUGGCGAGACGUGUCGUUCACCGAACACUUUUUUUUUUUUACUGCUGAGAUAGUCGCACACUGAAGAACGAUGCCCCUCUACGCUCACUCCCCCCCCCCAAUUUUUUUUCCCCCCUCCUCUCACAGUAAGUAAAAGGUAAACUUGACAUUGCAAAAAGGGAGGGGCGGUACAUUUAUUAAGAACAACAACAACGAAAGGUCCAUUUGCUUCAGAACUUCUCAUUCAGAACCGAAGCGGCCUCUCAACUCGCCGUCCACAUUGACUGAACUCGAAAAAGAAAGAAAAAAAAACAAACGCGAGCCUUCUGCUUCCUAUUUUCAUCAUUGUGUUGUACAGGACUGGAAUUGAACGAUGGACCAACAAGUCGCUCUUUUGAUCAAAACUCAGUCUACCCCCCCCCCCCUUUUUUGUUUUUCGUGAGUAGUCCUGUGCUAAAAAGGUACUGUACUGUGUCACCUGCUGUAGCGAUGAAAUAUGUUAUAUGUACAGUAUUUAAUUAUUUAAAAUGAAGUGUAUAUUUUAUACUCGGUACUUUUUGCGCACCCGCGAAGUGAAGAAAGUGAGUCGAUCCGAUCGAUGACACGUUUUUGACUUUUUGGUUUGUUUAUAAUCUGCCUCUUCGAGCUGUGGUGAAGAAACAUGCACUGGUUGGCCAGCACGACAACGAACAUCCUGCUACAAAUGAACUCCCAUUCGACAUGCAGCUUUUUUCCCCACGACUCCA